Messenger RNA from Anarrhichthys ocellatus (wolf-eel), 3518 nucleotides. RefSeq names its product CD34 molecule (gene cd34). Gene Ontology annotation, biological process: cell adhesion. The transcript has 8 exons. Lineage: Eukaryota; Metazoa; Chordata; Actinopteri; Perciformes; Anarhichadidae. The record is from RefSeq and is a predicted model, not a curated record. Gene Ontology annotation, cellular component: membrane. The coding region runs from base 194 to 1162 and encodes 322 amino acids.
AGGCUAAAGGAGUGGGGCCAUAUAUAGAGCAACAGAACACAAGCCAGGUUUUAUCCUGCCUGACUGUCCCGCUCACUUAGACCUCACAGGAAACUCCCGACUCCCCCGGCCCUCACACACUCACCCAUUAUCAAUCACCGCACUUUUUACUCUCACACAGUCCCACCGGCCGCACUGAGUCUGACCAGAGAGGAUGGCUGCGUCCAUGUGGAGAAUGAAUGGCCCCUGGAGAAGGAUGGCUGGAGUUCUGGUGCUCUGCACUCUAAUGCUCAGCAAUGAGGUGAUGUGUCAAGAUAACCCAGCAACAUAUGCACCUGCUUCACCCGGAGACGCUGGAGACGCUGCUGUGACAAAUGUCACUGCUGCCCAAGAUGUAGGUGCUACUCCAACCGCUGCUGUCGGUGGAGAACCUGCUGCUACCGCUGCUCCUCAAAAUGCUACAUUGCCAGCAAAGACUGUAAUGCUCACACUUGAUAACAUCCAGGAUGGAGACACCUUAGGCACCACAGGCACCACUGCUGCCCCCAUUGUCGAAGCCAACGUGAUCCCAGAAGUCUCCAACUUUGUUAGAACAGUGGUGCCCGACGUGGUGUGUGUUGGAAAGGAGGACAUUCCAGAAAGUAAUGCUGUCAAGGCUGCGUUGUCAACAGAUGAUUGUGAAGCAACUAAACACAUUAUUCAGAAGAACCCUGCAGGCUGGUGCCACAAGGAAAACUGUAAUCUAAAAAUCUUCCAAGACGGCAACACGGCGCUGGUGGCCAGUGAUGAUGCUAACUUGGCUACUUUGGCUGAAGCACUCAAGAGCGAACAUCUGAAAGACAAGCUGGGCGUGACAAAGACUGAAACCCCGACUUCAUCAGGUUCCUCUGUCUUUGUGGGAAUACUUGUCACUGGUCUGCUUGCUGCACUUGCAAUCACUCUAGGUUACCUCAAAUGCCAACGCAGGACUGACACCAAGGGAGUGAGGCUGGCAGAGGUGGCCUAUCCAGCAGAUCAGGAGAACCAGGGGAACACUCUUGUAUCUGUGGCCCCCCUAAACCCGCCUCUGGAAACCCCAGAGAAACCCAGCGUAAAUGGAGAGACCCCAGAGGCAGACAAGACCCAGCCUCCUCCUCCCACCAACGGCCACUCCACCACCAAGACAGCGGACACCGAGCUGUGAAAUAGUCUACAAAUAAUUGUAGCCCAGGAAUGACCCCCAAAAACACACUUAUUCACACACAGACACACACACACAUGCCUAUGCAAACUCGCCCCCCUUUCUGAAUCCUCUCUUGCCCAACCACAGUAAGCCCACUUCAAAGUGGACAUCAGGGACUAGAACAAUUUACUACAUCAACCCUCCUCUUGUUGUGGUCCCCUUUCCUCCCUCUCUUUUGGCUCGGUGCCUCAAUAAACAUCAGGAAAAACUAGUCUGACGAUGAUGGCGGUGAUGAAUGAGGUUGAUGAUGACGAAGGCUCAGUCCCUGGGUUGUUGACGGCAGUCAGGCUGGAGAUGAGAGACAGGAGAUGGGCAGUUCAGGGUGGGAAGAGAGUGUAUUUGAGCAUUAGUCAGCACUGGUUCCCAUGACGCCUGCAGCCUCUGGAGUCCCAGCCAUGUGCUGUCAACACAAAGCAGGGUCUCUGCAUGUCGUCAAGUAUAAAGCUCCAACCCUCCACUAGUAAAUACAGCAUAAGCACAUCAAUGAAAUUGUUCCUUAGUUGAUUGUAUAGCCAUGACAGACAGAGAGGAAAUAAAUCAAACUGCCUUGAAAUCUGUUUACAAACUCAGAGAGAAAAUACAUUGGGCUCUGAUCUUGUUUGUCUGAUUGAGUCAUUGAUUGUGGAGGUGUGAGAAUGUAUGUGGUGCUUUUAAAUUUAGCAUGCGUGUGUUAGUGUUUACUUGCAUCUGUACUGUGCCUGGACUGUAUGUAUAUCCAUACAUGCAUCUACGCUUCCCUUGCUUACUGUAUCAGGGUUCCCACACGUUAGCUGAGGCUAAACUACAAAGCUAUCUAUCACAACUCCCCAAGACGUCUGAGAGGGCUAAGUUCUGUUCAGGAUCAUAUUAAUUCAAAUGAUAGUUUAUGGACAAGAGUAUUUUGGUAAUGUUGUGGAAACGCUGUGAACACCCCCCCCCCCCCCCCCAAGUCACAACACAUGGUAGCACAUGAAAGUUGGAUGACAUUACCUAACGUUUUUUUCUUCCCAACUUGUUUUCAAUGAUUAAAUAAUGUUAAAUGGGUUAGCAUGUUUGGUUUAGUUGUUAAAGUUGACGUGCUUGCCAGCUUGUUUUGCCUGCAAUGGUUUAAGGUUUGUGAUUCAACUCUGGCUAGGAGCAAUGGUUUCAAAUGUGUGUUGGGCAUUGUUGAGCGAGUUAUAUAAUAAUGAAUGAGAAGCCGAGGUCAAAACAAUAAAUGGAAACAGAAAAAACUGAGUAAAUGCUGGCAAACGGUACUUUUUUUACUUGGCAUGAAUUUUCUCCUCAACCGCAGUGUUUCAUUGUUAGUGUAAAAUGGACCAUGACAUGACAACUUGUAGCGGUAGCUUACAGUGGGAGUGAUUAGCCUUGUUAGAGACUCCACUUUAUAUUACUAGUAAAUUGGACUUAGAUAUAUUGUGUGAUUAACAGAUAAGAGUCAUUAGCGAGAUCCUUGUCUGCCAAACCAGAUCAUCAAUGAAAAUGUCCUGAAAUAAGUGUGGGAACCCUGUGCUUGUAUGAAUGUGCUGUUGAUGAAAAAAGUAUGCGAGUGAAUGAUGAGUCUGAAUGUGACAUUAGCCAUGAAAAGUGUACAAUUUUGUAAAAGUGAUGGCUCACCGAGAUUACCGUGGUGAGAAGAAAGAAGUAUUGAAGUUUGAAUCACAUUAUUCUCUUGAAGAGGGUCAGCCACAAGGAAUUCUCUCAUCUAUCACUGCAAACUGUGGUGAAAUCAAUCACAAAGCCAACAAGCCUCUUGAUCAUGAGACUGACCAACAGACUCCGAUGCAGAGCCUCUUACUGUCAACUCUGCCCAUCCAUUUGUCAGUGUUAUUCUCUCUUCAAUAUACUGUGUAUGCUCUUUCUACUAUCAGUAUUCUAUUGAGCAGUGUGUAUAGUAUGAUGACUUUUUUGUCUUGUUUUUAUUUUGUGAACACAUGUUAUGUUUCUUCUGUGUGCCAAAGAACUUAAUUUCAUAUCUUAUGUUGUGCUAAAAUAUGUACUUCUGUUUCACCUUUAUAACAUUUGAUCCAGGACAUAUAACUCAAAGAAAUAUGUCCACGGGCUGUUAAAAGGAAACAUCUAGCGGCCAAAAUCGGUUUAUUUGUCCUGUAAAUGCAGUUUUUACUGACAUACCGGAGAUCAAAUACUGAAGGAAACUGCAAUAUUUUGCAGUUGAACUGGAACAAGGAAAAACAUUCUGAUAUAUAAAUUGAUUUCUCCUUUCAAUUAAUUUUGUAUCUUUUCUUUGCUAACAUUCCAAUGUGACUGUUUCAUUUUACUAGCAGCCUGCAGUUUAAAUUUGAUUAAAACAUGAAGAAAAUAAAAAGCGAAAGGUGAA